Miscanthus lutarioriparius is the source of this 1560-nucleotide messenger RNA. NCBI's taxonomy places the organism in Eukaryota, Viridiplantae, Streptophyta, Magnoliopsida, Poales, Poaceae. The record is from the annotation of a GenBank genome assembly.
AUGCCUACAUGCCGGCAUCUCCCGCGCACGGCUUCCGGGCUCCUCCCCGGCGAGCCCCUGCGGAAGCCUGACGAGGCUGCGGCCCCUCGACGCCCCGCCCGACGCAGGGGCAGCUCCCCGGACUCCUCCCCUACGGGAACCCAACGAGGCUCCCCGGACAAGGCUUUGACGCAGGGGCGGCUCCCCAGACUCCUCCCCUACCUGCAGGCAUCUCCUGCGCGCGGCUCCCCGGAUACCUCCCUGGCAAGCCUAACGAGACCGCAACCGCUCAACGCCCCGCCUGGCUGCCCAAACUCCUCCCGUCGUCUUACAAAAGAGAUGUUUGCAGUUACAAAAUUGUUAGAAUGGAACAAAACACAACUCUGCCUUACCACACAAAGGGAUGAAAACGGGAGUACGCCACUUCAUUUUGCCGCAGCUAUAAAGUUUAUGAUUCAAUUUGGGCCAUCAAGAAUUUGUCGCCAAGUAUUGGAAGCUAAUCCAGAUGCCCUAUAUCAACCAGACCAUGCCGGAUUUUUCCCCAUUCACGUUGCUGCCUCCGUAGGUGCUUUCAGGAACGUCGACAUGUUUGUUAAAAGAUGUCCUGGUAGCGCCGGUCUGCGCGAUGCUAAGGGAAGGACACUUCUUCAUGUAGCUGUCGAGAAAGAGAAGGUGGACAUAAUCGUUGCUACCUGCAGAAAACGAUCACUAUCAUGGAUUAUGAAUAUGGUAGACAACGAUGGGAAUACUGCACUUCACCUUGCUGUCAAUGCUGGGAACCUUCAGAUGUUUUGUCCUCUAUUGGCAAAUCCACAAAGUAUUGAAGCACAAAUACACCUCACAGUCACACAAGUCGGUGCUGUCAUGGGUGUGCGUCGCCAGGAUCACUUGCUGGAAGCAGACAACAUAACUCCAAGAGUAAACGCAGCAGCAUUUGAUGGAAGCAAAGAAACGGAGGUGCUGAAAGAGUCGACUGGAGCUCUGUGUAUUGGGUCAGUUCUAAUAGCAACUGUGACAUUUGGAGUAAUUUUUGCUGGGCCUGGAGGUUACAUAGCUGAUGAUCACAAUAAUGGAGGCUCACCAGUACUUGCUCGAAGGCAUGCUUUUGAUGCAUUCAUCUGGUCCAACACAUUCGCCUUCGUUUGUUCCACGGUUGCAACCAUUUCUCUCAUUCAGCCUGGAAACCCUUUAUUGAACCUUUGGAGCCGAAGAACGAACUUAGGCAUCGCCUCCUACUUCGUAUCCAUUUCAAUUACAUGCUUGGCUGCAGCCUUUGCACUUGCUGCGUAUGUGGUGCUAGCUCCGGUGGCUCAGAACACUGCACAUGGUAUAGCUAUCCUCACUUGUCUCGUAUUGCUAUAUAAUCAACUGGAGUUCAUUUCUACACGUCUUCUUCUACUACCACCCUUAUGUACGAGGAAGGGGCUAAUCCAGGCAUGCCUAUUUUCAGCACUUACUAUCAUGGGUGCUAUGCUAUUACAGUAUUGGCCCUUAAUAUUCAUCUUUCAGUUAGCAAACCUGUCUCCAAAAAUAGAAGCACCAGCAUCGGCACCAGUACCAGCACCAUUGGCAUCAACUUGA